AUGGUGAAGAGAUUCAAGGUGUGGACUUACAGGGAAGGUGAACCCCCUUUUGUGCAUGAAGGUCCCAUAAAAUCAAUUUACGGCAUAGAAGGAUACUUCAUACAAGAAAUUCAGAGAGGCAAUACCUCAUUCUCUGCUGCUCAUCCAGACGAAGCUCAUGUCUUCUUCUUGCCCAUCAGUGUCGGCAACAUUGUGAGCCACCUAUACAACCCUCUGGUCACCUACGCUCGAGAUCAACUCAUCACAACAGUCACAAAUUAUACUGACCUUAUAACACAUAAACACCCAUUCUGGAAUAGAACCAAUGGAGCUGACCAUUUGCUGCUCUCUUGUCAUGACUGGGCACCAGAAAUCUCAACGAAGAACCCAGAUAAGCAAUUGUACAGGAACAUAAUAAGAGCAUUAUGCAACGCCAACAAAUCAGAGGGUUUCAAUCCCUCAAGAGAUGUAUCCAUACCUGAAAUCAACUUGCGAUACAGUGAAUCCAGCAAUCCUCGCAACGGCCAACACCCACAGAAUCGAUCCAUCCUCGCAUUCUUCGCCGGUGGGAUCCACGGGAGCAUCAGAAAAACCCUAAUCGAGACCUGGAAAGGCAAAGACAAACAACUCCAGGUGUACGAAUACCUCCCCCCAAACAUCAAGUACUUGGAAUUAAUGGAGCGAAGCAAGUUCUGCUUGUGCCCCAGCGGAUUCGAAGUCGCGAGUCCGAGGACCGUGGAAGCCAUCUAUGCAGGUUGCAUCCCCGUGAUUAUCGCCGACGACUACGAACCGCCGUUUUCCGAUAUUCUUGAUUGGAGCAAGUUUUCGUUGCAUAUUCCGUCGGAGAAGAUAUCGGAAUUGAAGGUGGUGUUGCAGAGUGUUGAGGAAGGUGAGUAUUUGAGAAUGCACAGGAGGGUGCUUCAGGUGCAGAGACAUUUUGAGGUGAAUCGGCCGUCAAAAGCUUACGAUGUGUUUCACAUGAUUCUUCACUCUGUGUGGCUUAGAAGGAUCAAUAUAUCGAUUCGAUCAUGA
Prosopis cineraria is the source of this 1011-nucleotide messenger RNA. RefSeq names its product probable glycosyltransferase At5g11130. Bases 1 to 1011 code for a protein of 336 amino acids. The transcript is spliced from 2 exons. Gene Ontology annotation, molecular function: glycosyltransferase activity. Lineage: Eukaryota; Viridiplantae; Streptophyta; Magnoliopsida; Fabales; Fabaceae. The record is from RefSeq and is a predicted model, not a curated record.